Clupea harengus (Atlantic herring) is the source of this 1597-nucleotide messenger RNA. RefSeq names its product CCHC-type zinc finger, nucleic acid binding protein a (gene cnbpa). Gene Ontology annotation, molecular function: zinc ion binding; nucleic acid binding. Lineage: Eukaryota; Metazoa; Chordata; Actinopteri; Clupeiformes; Clupeidae. The record is from RefSeq and is a predicted model, not a curated record.
AACCUUUGACUGGUUAGAUGUAACGCCACUCCAAAGAGUCAUGCGCAAAUCGCAUGUGGCGCAAAGGGAGAGAGGAGGAGUAAACAGCAGUGAGUCACGUAGCUAGUUAGCCUUCAAAAGCCAGCUAUGUCAUGCCAAGAGGAUGGAUUGCCGUCAAUAGAAAAAUGGAAAUGAGUAACAGUGAGUGCUUCGGCUGUGGCCGCUCUGGACACUGGGCUAAGAAUUGCCCCAAUGCUGGAGCUCGUAGUGGAGGAGGUGGUGGUGGUGGUGGUGGUCGUGGCAGGGGCAGAGGAAGAGGAAAGGAUCUUUUCUGCUACCGAUGUGGAGAACAGGGACACAUUGCCAGGGACUGUGAACAGACCGAGGACGCGUGUUACAACUGCCACAGGAGUGGUCAUAUUUCCAGGGACUGCAAGGAGCCCAGGAAGGAGAGAGAGCAGUGCUGCUACAACUGUGGCAAGGCUGGCCAUGUGGCCCGGGAUUGCGACCAUGCCAACGAGCAGAAGUGCUACUCUUGUGGAGGCUUCGGUCACAUCCAGAAGCUCUGUGACAAAGUGAAGUGUUACAGGUGUGGUGAGAUAGGCCACGUUGCUGUUCAGUGCAGCAAAGCCAGUGAGGUGAACUGCUACAACUGUGGCAAGACUGGCCACCUGGCGAAAGAGUGCCCCAUUGAAGCCACCGCAUAAACGGUUACCUCUGAUGCCCCUCCUUUUUUUCUGAUUGAUGGUUGGUUGUAUUAUUUUUCUCUGAAUCCUCUUCAUUGGCCAAAGGUUGGCAAACAGAGGCUAGUCCCAGGCCAGUGAGCUUCUUGACAUGUACAAAAGAAGCAAGGGGUGGAAAAAAAAAAUCUUUCUGCAUUCAAUACAAAAAAAAAAUGUUUGUUUAGUUUGGUAGAGGUGUUCUGUAUAAUGCUUUGUUAAAGAUCCCCCUUCAACGUCACUGGUGAACAGAGAUCAACGUCACGGGACAAAAGUGCUAUGUUGGUCGUCUGAGCUCAAAGACGACGCGUGCCUCAGCAAGAUGAACUGGAAGUUAGGAAGCCAGUACUUCCAAGUGUGUUUUUUUUUUUUUUUUUUUUUUUUUCCUUCAGUGGGGAAAUGAGUUGGCUUAUGAGUUUUUUGUUUUUUUUCAAUCCAUCUUAAUCUGGGCCCACCAAGCAGUAUGCAGUGAAAUGGGCAUUAACAGAAGCAUAACAUAUUGAUAAUGAUAACAUUUUUGGAAUAUUAAGAUCGUAAGUUCUUUUAUAAAGGUCAUCUUGUUUGCAAGUUCAGCAAACCUUUUGGUUGUUAAACGCUUGUUGAACUUGAAGGUUGAACUUUCUAAAAAGCCAAUUUAUGAAACGUCUGCCUUGGGGGGGAGAAAAAACAUCAAGAAUUACAGAAUGACUUGUGAAAUUAGCAGUUAUUUGCAUAAGGAGAAUGUUUUCACAGAAAUCAAAAAUAUUAUUUUUGUACAAUAUCACUAAGACUACUGUAAAAAUAUCAUUUGCUUGUACUCAGUUUUUAAGUCAGAAGGAAAAUGCAAUUGAAGUCCUAGAAACAUAAAAUGUAAUUUUAAACUAUCAAUAAACCUGGAGGAGGUUGGAAGGUAAACAACA